AUGGAGACAGUGGAGACCAGCAGCCAGCUCGCUGAGCUGCGCAAGCUCAUGAGAGAGCGCAACAUCGACAUAUAUGUCGUGCCGUCAGAAGACAGUCACUCCUCUGAGUACAUCGCGCCAUGCGACGCUAGGAGAGAAUUCAUCUGUGGCUUCAACGGCUCAGCAGGCUGCGCAGUCAUCACCCAGGAGAAGGCGGCCCUGGCGACGGAUGGCAGAUACUUCAACCAGGCGUCCAAGCAGCUGGACAACAACUGGACUCUCCUCAAGCAGGGCCUACAAGGCGUACCCACCUGGCAGGAAUGGGCCGCAGAUGAGUCUGCGGGCGGCAAGACUGUCGGCGUGGACCCAACCCUGAUCACAAGCCAGACUGCCGAGAAGUUCAUCGCAGACAUCGAAACGAAGGGGGGCUCGGACCUCGUCGCCGUCAACGAAAAUCUGGUAGAUAUUGUCUGGGGACAGGCCAAACCAAGCCGCCCAAACGAGCCAGUCAAGCUACUUCCUCAAAAGUACGCUGGUAAGGACACCAAGGAGAAGCUUGUGGGCUUGCGGAAGGAGCUGGCCAAGAAGAAUCUUGCUUGUUUCGUUGUCUCAAUGCUCGAUGAGAUCGCCUGGCUUUUCAACCUACGCGGAAAUGAUAUACCGUACAACCCUGUCUUCUUCUCCUAUGCCGUCAUUACUGCCGAGGAUGCGACUCUCUAUGUCGACUCAACGAAACUUGCCGAGGGGUGCGACAGUUAUCUGGCCGAGAGCGGCGUCACGGUGAAGCCCUACAGCAGCCUCUUCGAUGACGCCAAGGCCCUCAGCGAGACCCUGGCGGUAGGCGAUGACGCGACGAAUGGAACAAAGCCAGCGAAGCGAUAUGGGAUCUCUACCAAGGGGUCGUGGGCACUUAAACUAGCGCUAGGCGAUGAAUCCGUUGAGGAAAUUCGAUCGCCAGUUGGUGAUUUCAAGGCACAGAAGAAUGAGACCGAGUUAGAGGGCAUGCGUCAGUGCCAUAUUAGAGACGGCGCCGCAUUGACAGCUUACUUCGCCUGGCUGGAGGACCAGCUGGUCAAUAAGAAGGCCGUCGUCGACGAGGUGACCGCGGCUGAUAAACUUGAGGAGCUGCGAUCGAAGCACGAGAAUUUUGUUGGCCUUUCGUUCCCGACGAUAUCAUCUACAGGUGCCAAUGCUGCUGUCAUUCACUACAUCCCGGAGAAAGGGAGCUGUUCCAUCAUCGACCCGAAUAAGAUCUACCUUUGCGACUCAGGGGCACAGUUUCUUGAUGGCACGACAGACACCACGCGGACUCUGCAUUUCGGAACGCCUACAGAGAAAGAGAUACUAACGAACACUCUGGUGCUCAAGGGCAACAUAGCCCUGGAUCGUGCUGUCUUUCCCAAGGGUACUACUGGCUUUGCGAUAGACUGCUUAGCUCGCCAGUUCCUCUGGAAUGAGGGCCUAGACUACCGUCACGGCACAGGCCACGGUGUCGGGUCAUACCUGAACGUGCACGAGGGCCCUAUUGGCAUUGGGACGAGAAAGAUCUAUGCCGACGUGUACAUAUCAGCGGGAAACGUCUUAUCGAUCGAGCCAGGAUACUACGAGGACGGAGAAUUUGGCAUCCGUAUCGAGAACAUCGCGAUCGUGAAGGAGGUCGAGACCGCCUUCCAGCUUGGCGACAGGCCUUUCCUCGGUUUCGAGCACGUCACGAUGACGCCCUACUGCAGGAAGUUGAUCGACACCAAUCUCCUGACCCAGAGCGAGAAAGACUGGCUGAAUGACUACCACAUGGAAAUAUAUGCAAAGACGAAGGACUUUUUCAAGGAUGACGAGUUCACGUUGGCGUGGCUGAAGAGGGAGACCGCACCCAUGUGAACGAGCCCAGACCACACGAGUCACAAGGCCAUCGGCAUGAUGGACGACAAAUGGGAACACCGUUUUGGAUUGAAAUAUUUAGAAGCGUGGAUGGUCCGAAUUUUAUGGUAUAGGAUAUUUCCGUCUAGAAUUGCAUGAAGGCCGCCAGCGCAAACGUCGUUCC
Cryphonectria parasitica EP155 is the source of this 2020-nucleotide messenger RNA. RefSeq lists its product as uncharacterized. The coding region runs from base 1 to 1857 and encodes 618 amino acids. The record is from RefSeq and is a predicted model, not a curated record. NCBI's taxonomy places the organism in Eukaryota, Fungi, Ascomycota, Sordariomycetes, Diaporthales, Cryphonectriaceae. The transcript is spliced from 4 exons. Gene Ontology annotation, molecular function: metalloaminopeptidase activity.